CUGACAUUGUUUUGACGUUAAACGGGCUGUUUGGUUGCAGUGCGGUUGUGCUUUUGUUUGCUUUUUUGGCAUAAAUUUCCAUGUUCCAAAUUGGUAUUUAUUUUCUAAACCACCAGGUAUUAAAGAUUCCAUUGAAUCAAUAAAAUUUCACCAGUGCCUCUCUGGAACAAUGGUGUUUCCAUUUCAAACAAUACCAAAUGCUGUCUAUAUUUAGGCUAUAAUUAGUUUCCACAUUUAUAUAAAGGAAAGGGAAGUUUCCCAAAUUGUUAAACUGAAUGAUGAAUGGAAAUCGAAACUCGCUUUUUAAAGCCCUCCGUGAACGGCCAUAUGGGACAAACUUUGGGAAUAUUGCAAACACCGUUAAAGAUGACCUGGCACUUGUUCAGCGUUUGGGCCUUACAAAAAACCUUCAGGGACAUAAAGGUUGUGUGAAUACCAUUUGUUGGAAUGACAAGGGUACUUUGAUUCUCUCUGGGUCAGAUGAUCAACACUUGAUGGUAACUAAUGGAUUUAACCAUAAGAUUGAAGCAAACUACUACACCAGUCACAAGGCAAAUAUUUUCAGUGCAAAGUUUUUGCCAUGUACUAAUGAUCAGCAGAUUGUUAGUUGUUCUGGUGAUGGAAUUGUUUUACAUACAGAUCUAAGUCGGCAACAAGAUACUUAUCAUAACCAAUUUCUGUGCCAUGGGGGUACCACUACUUAUGAAGUAAUGACAGUACCGGAUAAUCCGCAUACAUUUAUGAGUUGUGGAGAGGAUGGCACGGUGAGGUGGUUUGAUCUUCGAGAGAAGAGCAGUUGCACCCAACAGCGAUGCAAAGACGACAUUUUAAUUUCUUGCCAAAGAGCGAUUACUGCUUUGGCAGUGAGUCCUACCGCCAGUCAUCAACUAGCUGUUGGUUGCGCUGACUCAACGGUACGAAUUUAUGAUCGAAGAUAUCUAAGCGUAACGCCUGGAGAACACUUGCUCGCUCAACCAUUCUGCACGUUUAUGGCCCCCAAAUUUGGGGAGGAGAGACACUAUCGGAUCACAUCUCUAAAUUAUGAUAGUGAUGGCAAAGAUAUGCUGGUCAGCUAUUCAUCAGAUUAUCUGUAUCUUUUUAAUGUGCAGGACUGCUCUACAUCAGAGCAGAAAAAACCUACUCAGAAGCCAUCAGCCUGGGAUAAACUAAGGGCAGCUAGGGUAAAAAGAGAAAGAGUUUCUCCGCCGCCCGUUAGGAGACUAAGAUUGCGGGGAGAUUGGUCGGACACUGGACCCGAUGCGAGACCCGAAAGAGAUGUUUCCACUAGUGUUGGCAUUGGUCAAGCUAGACCCCAGCUUCAAGCCACAUUGAUGCAACGGAUGACAGAUGUUUUAUCCCGGAUGUUGAAUGACCCAAUGACACGCGCUGCUCUAUCUGCUGGUGGACAAGAAGCAUUGGACCCAGAAGAAAAUGCUCAAAGACUUUUGGACGGAAGACCGGACGCAGCGGGUAGAGUCCAGUGUUUUGAGGACAAAUCAUUUAUAAGAAAGGACGGACCCUCAGGUGGGUUAGAAAGAUCAGCUCAAGGCGUCGAAGGGUCAUCUGGCAGCAAUGAGGCUGCAAGCGUUUCUAAUACCGCUCAACCGCAAGCAUCUGCUUCCGAACCCGCCACUCCCAAUCAAGACACUUCAACAUCGACCGCAACUAGAGAUGGUAAUUCUACAGUUACAAGUGAAUUGCACGGUCAUCUUGCCGCGCUGCGAAAUUUAAGACAAGGAUUUAUCAACAGGCAUGGAGCAGAGCCUUCAGUUAGCUUUAGGUACUCUGAUCAGAGCACAUCAAGUUCUACAAUAAGUCUACGUGCUAACAAUCAAACUGCAGCUCCCAAUGUCAGUCAAGCGAGUGCUCAAUCUGCAAAUACCACGGAAGCUGAACAGCCACCAGCAAACCGCUGCGAUAGGAGCUUGGAAAUGGAUGUCGACUAUCCUGAAGAAGAAUCGGCUGCUUCUUCUUCAGAACCUGCUGUGGAAAAGACUGAAGAUAACAAUGAUAGUUUUAGCAUGUAUGAAGCUGAUGUUAGAAAAAAGUAUACCGGACAUCGAAAUGCUAGGACAAUGAUAAAAGAAGCAACUUUCUGGGGCUCUAAUUACGUUAUGUCCGGUUCUGAUUGCGGACAUGUAUUUAUUUGGAAUCGUCACACAACCAAACUGGAAAUGUUACUGCAAGCAGACCAGCAUGUUGUUAAUUGCCUAAGACCACACCCGACUUUACCUAUACUGGCCACUAGUGGUAUAGAUCAUGACAUUAAGCUAUGGGCGCCUAUACUUGACGAUUGUGGAUUCGAUGCUGAACAAGCGGAAGAUUUAAUUAGCAGAAACGCAAUAAUGCUAGAAGAAACUAGAGAUACCAUCACAGUGCCUGCCGCCUUCAUGAUACGAAUGUUGGCGUGUCUCAACCAAAUCAGACGAGGAGCCCGGAUCAGAAACAGGCGAUAUAGCAUUGAAGAAGAUAGUUAAAUAUCUGAAGCGUUGGCUAUGCUUCCUUUAUCGUGAGGCAUAAAACUACGUUAUAUUAACAAUAUGAAGGCAAUUGUAUUUCGAAACACCCCAAUUGCAAAAGAAAAAUUUCUAUAUGUUUCAUUAUAAUAUCAAACAUGAGUUCGAAAAUCGACCGAAUGGGAAUAUGAAUCGUGAGUUUUGUUUUCUUAUUAUCUGUGUUCAAAGAUGCUUCACUUAGACGAAAUUCUGAAUUUCCGUUGUUUCAAAUGUUAAUUGUAGCUUAUUCGAGUUUGCUUUCCAGCAAUAAUGUGAUAAAGGAAUUUAGGAUGUGAACUGAUAAGUUAUUCAACAGUUAUACAUAUUAAAUCUAAUUAUAUUUAUUAUAAAAUUAUCACAUGUCAGCUACUUUUGUUCUAGUUCAACCAGCCGACUGGAUUUGAGUUUAUAUGACAAUGCUUUUAUUAAAAUUCAAUUUUUAGUAAAUUAAUAAAAAAAUAUUACAAAUCUAAACAAUGUUAGUAAAUUGUCGUCUUUAUUACUUCAGACAGUUGAUGUCCUCAAAUAUUUUUGCACAGCACGUCUUUUUGGAACCAUCAAAUCAGCGUCAUUUCUGUUAUUUCCGUCCAGCUAAUCGCAAGUUGUAGAAGAAGGCUAUUCAGGCAAAUAAAAAAUUGAAUUUUUCGAUUGACCUAAUAUAAGUAUUAAUAAUCACGUAACAUGUCACUUCGGCAAACACACACCGUAUUAAUACCUAUACAAAUGUAUUAUUAUGGAUUUUAAGCAAGUUCAUACCUAUCUAUAAUGACUUCCAAUCAAUAAAUUUAUCGAAAUACUAACCCCAUAUUCUUCAAUAACAGAAUCGAAUUCUGGAGGCUCCAGAAUUCAGUUCAGUUAUUAUUUAAUUAUUGUUUUCAAAGUGUUGACUAUAAUCAGAUUGGGUUAGUAAAUUUUUUAAAAAUAUAUUUGUUUUGUGCCCUAAUAGAGGAUGUCUUUAAUUGCUGUAAAUUAAGUACCUGCCUCUGUUUUGAAAUUAUGCUGAUAAAUAAAAAGGUCAGGUUUAUAGUGCGAUUAGCUAUUAUUCAUUUUUUUUAACUAAGUAAUAAAGACAGCUUGCCUCUGCUAAAUAAUUGAAUGCAACAAUGCCUUUAAUCAGCCUAUUAAUACUGCAUACUCUUGGAAUGUUUUUAGAUCAAUUCGUUAUAGUAAUCCUAAUAAAUGUAAUUUAUUUUUUUACUGUAGGAUCAUAAAUUAAGUGUGAUAUUAUUUGAACUGAGAAAGAUAUUAGAAGUGAUCUGUUUUGUUUUUUAGUCUUAAAAUAAAGAUUACUUGAAAUAUU
Molecule: messenger RNA, 3795 nt
Organism: Dendroctonus ponderosae (mountain pine beetle)
Lineage: Eukaryota; Metazoa; Arthropoda; Insecta; Coleoptera; Curculionidae
Product: DDB1- and CUL4-associated factor 6
Exons: 14
Coding region: 276-2477 (733 amino acids)
Biological process (GO): positive regulation of transcription by RNA polymerase II
Cellular component (GO): cytoplasm; Cul4-RING E3 ubiquitin ligase complex
Molecular function (GO): protein binding
Source: RefSeq, a predicted model, not a curated record